Messenger RNA from Metopolophium dirhodum (rose-grain aphid), 1101 nucleotides. RefSeq lists its product as uncharacterized. NCBI's taxonomy places the organism in Eukaryota, Metazoa, Arthropoda, Insecta, Hemiptera, Aphididae. The record is from RefSeq and is a predicted model, not a curated record. The transcript is spliced from 4 exons. Bases 545 to 910 code for a protein of 121 amino acids.
CCCAAUACAUAGCCACUAGCCAGUAAUAUAUUAUUCUCAGUGCGAAAAAGUGAAUUAUUUGAAUUUUAUUAAAAAAAUAUAAUGGUGCAAAACAUGACGUAUAAAAUAUUAUAACCACGUAUACUUUGUUAUUAUUUAAUUAGGUAUAUAUCUAUUGUUAAAUAGUGUACUCGUAGUGCAUAGCGCAAUAGCGAGCAGCGUCUCAAAUAGUCGAUUGUCAUUUAUAUUCUAUGUGAUUUAUUCAAAUAUUAUUUAAACUAUGUAUGUAUUUCGAACCGUUGUGUGAAGUUAUUGUAACAGGAAGUACACUGGCCAGUCUACGCUCCACAACCACAUUUGUCAGUCGUUAAAUCAUGAUGCAUAAUAUAUUAUGGAUAUUAGAUUCUUGCUUGGGAAAAUCCCAUCCGUGGACCUUAUAUAUAAGGCACUCCACGUCCAAUGAACCAUCACAGUAGAAACCUGAAGAUUUCUUGUCAGUUUUUCAUCGUCUGCUAAACUCGUCUUGUGAAAAACACUAUACACUCAUCACUAGCCAACAAUCAACAUGAACCGUCUGUCAAUUGUUAUGGUUAUUGCAUUUGUCAGUUACUCACUGGGUGCACCGGAAAACAUUGAAUCGCACAGUGCAGACAUAAAUCAUGACUUAGAGCACAGCAGUGACCAUGAACUUGAGAAACAGAAUGGAUAUGGAGACGGAAAUGUAAACAGUGAUCAAUUUCCAAUACAUGAUUGUUCUAGAAAAGGAAAUUUAAUUUUGAUGCCUCACCGUGAUCGAAAGCCAAAAAAUCGUGAAGCAAUGUGUGAUGCAUUGUGUAGAGUAGCUUGUGUUUCGGGAUUUGAAACAAGUGAAUGUUUUCAAUGUAUAAUUAAUGUUUGUCUAGAAAAAAACUUUGAUAUAGUUAAAUUUUAAAAUGUAUGUAUAUUUAGGAUUUUAAAUAUACAAUUUUUGUGAAUUUAUUUGUAUACGAAGAAUGCAAUAAUGUAGUCAAUUAAUUUAAUUUUAUGCAAUUUGAUUGAAGAAAUCAUGAUAAUUUGUACUGAGAUGUAUGCAAAUUAAAUUUGAUACAUUUUUGUUUAUGUAAUUCUGUAUAUUAUAUUAUA